Messenger RNA from Pocillopora verrucosa, 1067 nucleotides. Lineage: Eukaryota; Metazoa; Cnidaria; Anthozoa; Scleractinia; Pocilloporidae. The record is from RefSeq and is a predicted model, not a curated record.
AAUUGAAUUUCUGCUUGAAAGGAAAAAUGCUGGAGAAAAUGAAAUGUUACCUACUCUUGGCUCUUUUUACGUGUCUGGACUGUUUUUCUGCAAAUAACCAGUGCGGAUUAAGUAGCAUGGGAGAUGAUUGUCGAGUGAUUGAAUUCAAAGAAGGAACAAAAAAUAAGAUCUUAACAAAUCACGUCAUUAGGGAAGAUCAUCUGCCAGACAAAGAUGUUUGUGAAUUGAGAUGCUAUCUUGAACCAAACUGCGUGUCCUACAACUAUGGUCUACUGUCAGAUGGAACAUUCACAUGUGAACUGAAUGACAGGACCCACUUACAAGUCCCCGGCUCCCUUGAAGACAAAAUUGGAUUUGUAUACACAGAAAUUUUUAAUCCUUGUGAGAGCAUUCCAUGUGCCAAUCACGCCUCAUGUCAAGCGGGGUUUGGUAACCAUGGAUACCGCUGUAUUUGUCCUUCUGGAUAUCGAGGAGUUCAGUGUGAAACAGAUAUCGAUGAGUGUAACGAUGGUAGCCAUAACUGUCAUGAUGCGGCCGAUUGUACAAACACCGCUGGAUCAUUCAAUUGCAGCUGCCAAUUUGGACACCUUGGAGAUGGACGGCACUUUUGCUCAGAUAACUGGAAAAAAAUUAACCCCGAUCCUGUCUGCUUUGGGACAAAAAAUGACGCCUUUGGAUCCUUUAAAAUCCAAGAGGCCGGUAAAAUCUACUCAUUCAAACUUGUGCAUACAUAUGGCUCCGUGACAUGUAAUACUAACCUCGAAUCCACAAAGUGGGGAUGUUCAUACACAGGUUUCGGACGUCAUAGUCUACUGACGGUGAUAACUUACCGCAACAAGACUGUUCUUCCACUUGCUAAGUUCGUGAAAGGCGUUGAUGGCUAUAGGUACCAACUUGACGGUGCUCAUGUCAACUCCCCGACGCUUGUGUUUAACCUGCUCCCCACCCCUCUGGUUGUGUCGAUUGGACAGCAGUUCCUAAUAUGGUAUGGGCAAGACUUGGCAGAUAAUUCCGAGGGCAAUAAUGCCGGGAAGACAUGCGCAGAUGUUUACGCUUUGUACCCUUAA